CCAACAGCCAGAAGAGAGGAAGCCAAUCUAACUUAUUGGCUUCUCCAGAAUUAGGAGUCUUGAAAUUGUGUGUGAAGAACAUAGCCACGCAUGACAGCUAAUAGACGUAACAGCGGUUCCAAUAGUAUGGGGAAACGCUUUGUCCACGCGCAUUGGGACUAUUAAUUCCAUCGACUAAAAGGUUGUACCGGUAGUUAUUCUACGAACCGUUCAAGCAAUCGGAGCUUUUUAGAACUUUGCAUUAUUUUCUUUUGGUUUAAGAGUUAUUAGUUAAUCAGAAGAAAAGCUGAGAUUGUUAACGAGGAAGAAUAGCCAAUCAAGAUGAAUUAAUACGAAAAUUACACUACUUAUUUUCUUAAUCAUUAACUAACAUUUUGUGGGUGAUUUUAUUAAUUAAUAUUUGUAUGGUUUGAUACCGUAAUUACUUGAAUAUAUCGAGUCAAAUUUAAACUUAACAAGAUGGAAGAGACAUUAGGGAACUUAACCUUAAUUGGUAACGGAACUUUUAACAACACGUUAAAUGGCACAGACGAAGACAAUGUCACUUGUUGGAAUGAAUACUGCUGGGAUAUAGAGGAAUAUGAAGACCAUUUAAAUCAGCACAUUUUUCCAAAAUGGCAAGAAUGGAUAGUAGUUGUUUUGUAUUUCCUGACGUUUGUAUUAGGAGUGGUUGGGAAUUUCCUGGUAGUUUUUGCUGUAUGGAGAAAUCACAAUAUGAGAACGGUGACGAAUAUUUAUAUUGUGAAUCUAGCUGUUGGGGACUUCCUAGUAAUCAGUCUUUGUUUGACACCAACAUUGGUUCAGGAUAUAACGUACACCUGGUUUCUAGGUACAACCAUGUGUAAGAUUCUAUUGUUUUUACAGAAUGUAUCGGUAUCUGUGUCCGUGCUAACUCUUGGUGCCAUUAGUAUGGAAAGAUGGUACGCUAUUUGUCAUCCUCUGAGUUUUAAAUCCACACUGUCCAGAGCCCGAAAUACUAUCAUCAUAAUUUGGACCGUUUCUUGCAGUGUGGCUCUUCCGGAACUUAUUGUUGCCGACACGUUCGGCUAUUCGUUUCCAAAGCCUUUUACUUCCAUUCUUCUGACCUCGUGUGCUCCGUCGUGGUUACUGUGGGUUCAGUUUGUAUACCAGAUUGCACUGAUGAUCGCCAUGUAUCUUUUCCCAUUAAUUCUCAUGGGGAUCACUUACGCCAAUAUAGCCUAUGUUCUAUGGCGGAAAGAGAUUCCCGGUGAAAUUGCCGGAAGAAAAUCUAUGAUCGAUGGUAAAGGCCACAACCAAGAGGAUAAAUUACAGUCGAGAAGGAAAGCUGCCAAAAUGCUCAUCACAAUUGUAAUCGUUUUUGCAUUGUGCUAUCUUCCUGUUCAUUUGGUUAAUAUCUUGAGGUAUGUUGGCGCGCUUAAAAAUCUGUCUUCCGACGCCGCAACUCUUCAGUCAUUGAUUACACACUGGCUUCCUUACUUUAACAGUUCCAUAAAUCCUGUUAUAUACAACUUUAUGAGUGCGAAAUUUCGUAAGGAGUUUAAAUCAGCCUGUUUUUGUUUCGUGGGGGUUUAUUACAGACAGCCUUUUCGUCGCCCACGUGGAGAGACAUUUACCAUGACGUUUUCACAGAGCAAUUACAGCAACUGCCAUACCGAGGAAGUUACCAUGUCCAGCUUUAAAGAUUGAAAUAGAUAUCGUGUACAUAAAUAAAGAAAAAAAACUCAAUAUGUAACAUACAUUAUUAUUUUGUGCUUAUUUUGUAUACACAUGUAACGAUGUUGCAUUCAUUUAUAAUCACAGGGCCUCGUAGAACAAAGCGGAUUUGGGACUUACGGACACCUAAAUAGGAGAGUGUGUUGUACCUCUAUUAAAUUACGCAUAAGCAACUUAAACAUACAUUAUGCAAGAGCUAAAUCUGCCAAUUGCAGGUCUUUAUUUAGGCCUGAAAUGCUUUCUAAAUUAUUAAUUAGACAUUAAUUAACUUAUCCAGGCCAUAAUCAACUCUCGAUGGCAUCGGAUUUUUCCGAUAUUAAAUAGAUUAGAACAGUUCAACCAUAUUUUGAUUUAAGCUAAAAAUGAAGGAGCGAGACUUAGCUUCGAACAACCAGUACGAUUGUUGAAAUUAUUGCACACGUCUUGCCAAACCUUCAAAGGCUAGUAUCUGCGCUCGCAAUAGAGUAAUUUGAAUGAAAGUUUCAAAUUAUUCAUUUUACAUUGUCUAUUUUCGAACUAUUAUAGCAAGAAUGACAAGCUCUUUAUCUAAAUCUUACAUAAUGUAUCUUUAAGUACGCUUCGUGCAAUUAUAAUUUUCUUCCGUGAAUUGUGUUUGAAUGGAGUUAACUUAUACGUUUCUGUGGUGGAUGGUAGAGCAAUUAGGAAAUUACGAUAAUUGUAAUAAAUGGGCCAGUAUAUUAGGGGUACAGUAACGUUAUAAUAUGGUCCAAGGGUGCAGGGAUUGGUCAAGUCUAUCAUUCAUUAUUGAGGGGAUAGCAAUCAAACUCAUGAUCUUCAAUCAAGGCUAUAAAAAAUACAUGUAUUACGUGCUACUAACAUAUGUCUUCACCUUACCUAUUUGUAAGUAAUGCUUAUUAGUACCUUAUUGGUUAUGUUCUUGAAAAGAUUACUCGGUACAGCUUUGCUGCAAGAUGUAUAAUUGGGACAAAAAUGUCAAAUGAAUUGUGUUGCCAUUAUUUUAUUGUUAUAUCAUUAAUUGUAAAUAAUUGCUGAACUUAUGUAGUUGGAUUAUAACAUUGUAUAUUUAUUAAAUAUGAUUUUUAAAAUGUAUAUUGCCCCUAAUUAUGCGAAAAUACCAUUAACGUAAACUGGCUGGAUGUUCUAAAACUAUUACUCUGCAUGUAAAAUAUAUAUCAUACCAUAUCUGAUACCAUGAACUGAAAGUAGUCUUGAAACAAUUCUGCUGUGUUUGUUUAUAUAGGGAACUUUGUAGGCAAGGCCAAGUUGUUGAUUAUUCUUGAUAGACGUAGAUCACCAGUUAGCCCCGAUUAUACCAGACUACCAGUUCUUAUAUUAAUAGACGUAGUUAACCAAUUAUCCCCGAUUAUCCCAGACUACCAGUUCCUGGUAUUAUUUGGUGUUUAGUGGUCUGCAUCCAAACGAUAGUAAGAGUUGCUUCCCUAUGCACCAAUUUCUUUUCUAACACAUACUGUAUGUGAUUUGGUCCUGUAAAUCUGUUCGAUAACUGGUUCAUUUUGAAACCCCUAUGCGAAAUAUAGCUUGGGAUACUGUGACUACUGCCGGUGUUGACUUACUUCGGACAAGCCAACCUGUCUUCGAUGGCAACAUUGGAUAUUAUCUCGCUCCAUCGAGUAAGCGGUAUAGUAGCAACCUACAAGACAUUUUUUUUACUUUUGAUAAAAAGAGUACUUGACGAUAUUUGUUGAAUAAGGACAUCAUAAAGAAUGCCUAUAUGUCAUUUAAUAAAUCCGUGAGCUCAUAUUUUAUAUGUAUUCAGAAAAUGUAAACACUUAAUCAAAAACUAAUUUUUAAUUCACUAAACGCAGAGGGAUCAAUUAAAGCGUCUACAAUUGUAAACAAAUACAAUAAUAUUACAUUUUGUUUAUAAUUCCAAUAAUGCUCACAUGUUAUGCUCUUAGAAUUAUUAGAUGUAUAGGCUAGUGUUCAAUAAAACCAGCAUGCUCAAAUUGUUAAAAUUGUUUGUUCUAAUUGAUAUUUGUUUGUUGAACAUCGUCUUUCAUAUAUUUCGUUGUGAUAUAUUACAUAAUAAAUAUCGAUAGCAUAUAUAAUUAAAGAUAAGAAAUAUCACAUAUCUAAUUAACACUUAUACAUGUCAUUAUUGCAAUAAUUACAUAGAUUAUUACGACAUAUUAUGUCAAUUUUGUCAAUAAUUACGUACAUUACGGUAUUAUCACUCAUGUUAUUUCUUUUCACUAUUUACAUACAUUACGGUAUGAUGACUGAUGUUAAUUAUUGAAAUAAUUACAUACAUUAUUAUGACUGGUGUUAAUUAUUUAAAUAUUUACAUACAUUAUUAUUAUGACUGGUGUUAAUUAUUGAAAUAAUUACAUACAUUUUAUUAGCAUGGCUGAUGUUAAUAAUUUCAAUAAUUAUAUUAUUAUGUCUGAUGUUAAUUAUUACAUUAUUAUUAUUAUGAUUAUUAUUUUAAUAAUUACAUACUUUAUAAUGAUUGGUAUUAAUUAUUUCAGUAAUUACAUACAUGACGAUAUUAUGACUGGUGUUAAUAAUUAAUCAUUUUUGAAUCAGAAACUGGUUCAAUACACUUGUUAUCGUAAAAAUACUAGUAAGCCCAUGCCUCCGCCAUUUCGAGUACGGUCGACAUGAAACUUAGCAUGCUUAAUCUUUGGACACUUGCAUAAGGUUUGCUAUGACGUCAUGAUAGGUUCCUAUAGUACUAGUGUAUGUGUGUACGUCAUGAUAGGUUCCUAUAGUACGCUUGUACUGGUGUGUGUGUGUGUGUGUGUACUUAUGUCCUAUGCUGCAUGUAUUUUAGUAUAGGUAUGGAUCUGUAUCUAUAAAAAAUUUUCAUUAUCGAUAUACAACGUUUGUAUUUUUUGUAUGGAGUUUAUAAAGGCAACAGGUCAAACUGUUAUAUCAGUUCCUAAUUAAGCUGAUAUCUGGGCAAAAAUAUGAAGGUUUUUUUGUCCACAUCAAAGAGUUUGAGCCAAUUUAAAAUUACUCACAUGCAAUCUUACAUUCAAUACAUUGGUCCAAAAAGUUUUCAACUAAAAGUAUUCAACUAAAUCCCAACUUUAAUUAUUGCCACUUGAUGUUUACUUAGUUUCUACUGAUCUUCAUAUCUAUGACAUAACCUGAAUUUUAAUUUAUUUAAUUUGUAUCCGCUAACAUCGAUACCAUGACAUUUUGUAACCUACAAAGUGUGGUUUUACCCUUUUAAAUUACUAUCUAAGUAACACUUUUCGGUUUAACAUGGAUAAUGUGUGUUUAAAUCUGAAUAUUGUUUGGAUCAGUAUGAUUUAGUUCCAUUUGGUAUAGACCCAAACUUUAUAUUGUAUUGCCAUUGUUGUGCAAAAUUCAUUAACUCUGUAUUUGACUUCCAUUGUAGCAUUGUUGCCGUUUUAAAAUUCGUAAAAUAAAUAUAUUUUUUCAGCGUACAUUAUUCAUUUAAAUCAGUUCUUUUCUGAUUAAUAUUGUCUCGACAUUGUUCAUAAAAAUGUGAGAUGAUUUAUUCAAAUUAUGUCAAAAAUUAUUGUCUAUUUUGUGUUAGUUUAUUCUAGUUAUAAAUUAUUUGUGUUGUUAACUGAAUAAAAUUGUUAGACUUUA
Molecule: messenger RNA, 5262 nt
Organism: Patella vulgata (common limpet)
Lineage: Eukaryota; Metazoa; Mollusca; Gastropoda; Patellidae
Product: orexin receptor type 2
Exons: 5
Coding region: 460-1668 (402 amino acids)
Biological process (GO): G protein-coupled receptor signaling pathway
Cellular component (GO): membrane
Molecular function (GO): neuropeptide Y receptor activity
Source: RefSeq, a predicted model, not a curated record